Molecule: messenger RNA, 393 nt
Organism: Geosmithia morbida
Lineage: Eukaryota; Fungi; Ascomycota; Sordariomycetes; Hypocreales; Bionectriaceae
Product: protein dpy-30
Exons: 2
Coding region: 1-393 (130 amino acids)
Source: RefSeq, a predicted model, not a curated record
AUGGCAGACGAAGCCUACCACGAGCCGACGACUGAGGUGGUGCCGCUCACAGACGGCGACAGUGCAGCUCCUGGCGACACGUUGAUGGCCGAUGCGCCGUCGGCCGCCGACCAGCCUGCGUCCUCUCCCGCCCCCGCUGUGCAAGGAUCCAGCCCGGCACCAGCCCGCACAGGAACACCAGCCCAAGGCUCCAGGGCAGCUUCAGCGCAUCCUGACCCGGGUCCGUCGAUCCCCUCCGAAGCCCCCCCCCACGGGGACUCUACACGCCGCUAUCUAAAUUCGAAGGUUACCGGUGUCUUGCUCGAGGGCAUGAAGCAGAUUGCCAAGGACAAGUGCGUGAAGAAGUCCCCCCCCCCGCCCAAGGACCGGACGUCAACGUGCAUGCAUGGCUGA